Molecule: messenger RNA, 745 nt
Organism: Saitoella complicata NRRL Y-17804
Lineage: Eukaryota; Fungi; Ascomycota; Saitoellomycetes; Saitoellales; Saitoellaceae
Exons: 1
Coding region: 328-630 (100 amino acids)
Source: RefSeq, a predicted model, not a curated record
CGUAACACGGUCACCAGAUCUAGCAAAGUGACGAUCCGAGAUGACUCCCCGUCCGGAGCCCCUGAUAUUUCGGUCGUCCGGAGAUAGAUCACCUGCUGUAAAACCUUGCUUGCUGCGUCAUGUUUUCAGCUGCUGCGGUGCUUUGUGUGUGUGCCAAUGUAAACCCAAGUAACUCCAAGGUUCUGCCAUACUUACAAACCUACUGUGGUUUCCUCUACCUACAACUGUGAUCAUAGUUCUGAACCUUUCAAACUGCCGCCAACUACAGUCAUCGCUGCAUACUCCUACCUCCAACACCAUCACCACCACCCUCAACAACAGCACGCAAUGCAGCCCUACAUGCACCCAGUCUUCCUCCCCCUUCUUCCACCGGCUACACAGUCUGCGGAUGUCCAGCCUGCGAAUCCGAAACAUUCUCAGGCGAUGGCGUUCGUUACGAAGAAGACGGGAAGGUCGGAUUCAUCGAGUACGGAGAAGAGUGAUGUGAGCACUGCGAGUACGAGUAGUCCGUUGGAACCUUUGGAGGAGAAGGAGGGGCAGGAGAAUGUCGAUAGGGGAAAGGUGAAUAUGGAGCAGGGGAAAUUCAUGAAGUUGAUUGAUGAUGAGGGGAUCGAUCAGCUCUCGCUUUGAGCUCUUGUGCGAUCCUGAUUUUGGAGUGUCAAGAUAUUUGGUUGGGUGCCUCAUCAUUACGCUGCCGUUUUCUUUUGAGGGAUUAUAUCGGUGUUUGGGCGGUCUUGAGAAGGCU